This is a messenger RNA of Miscanthus lutarioriparius, 420 nucleotides long. Lineage: Eukaryota; Viridiplantae; Streptophyta; Magnoliopsida; Poales; Poaceae. The record is from the annotation of a GenBank genome assembly.
AUGUCGCAGUCCGUCUUCGCCUACGUCAAGCGUUGCGCCGCCGUGGCGUGGCCUGGCAGCGCGCUGGUCCGCGCUAGGGACGUCAGGGUGGGGGGAGCCAUGGCGUUCACCGUGAGCCCCAUCCGGCUCGCGUGGCGCACGGCGUACGUGUGCGUCACCACGGCCGUGGCCAUGCUGCUGCCCUUCUUCGGCUCCGUCGUGGGACUCAUCGGCGCGCUGGGGUUCUGGCCGCUCACCGUCUACUUCCCCGUGGAGAUGUACAUAGCGCAGCGCCGGGUGCCGCGGGGGAGCAGGCGGUGGAUGCUCUUGCAGGGGCUCAGCGCCGGGUGCCUUGUUGUGUCCGUUGCUGCCGCGGCGGGGUCCAUCGCCAGCGUCGUGGAAGACCUCAAGGCGCACAAUCCCUUCUGCUGGUCGUGCUGA